UUAGUUGGUGUUGAAGCCUCAUGGUGGUCGGUCGAUUCAGUAAAGCUGAAUACGAAGAAACGUACGAAAGCGCGCACAAUUUAGUUUGUUGUUAACAUUUCAACUGAAAUUUAAAUUUUAGACACAAAUUGUGGUGUGAAAAAUUAAAAAAAAAAUAUUAUUAAUUUUAACUAAGAAAAUGUGCAGCUUCUUCAACGACAUUUAAAUUGAUUCAAAUCGACGCUAAUGACAUUAAAGCAAAAAAACUGAAAGUUUCCCCCCACCAAAAAAUACACUAUCUCUAAGGUGUUACAAGUGCUAAAAGAUAAAAAUUCCGAAAUCAAAUUAACAGUAAAAAGUAAAAAAAAAAAACAAAAUAAUCAACAAACAGCACACAAAAUGCAACUGAGUACAACGAAACGGCAACGAGAGCGGCACUUGCCGCCCAAAAACAACAGCAGCACAACAACAACCUCCAACAGCAGCGCCCACUCAUGCAGUUAUAGCAACAACAACAGCAAUACAAAUCAUCACAGCAGUCGACUGCCGUUGCUGGUGCUGCUGGUGCUCCUGCUGGCCGCCAGCAGUCACGGCUACAACAUCGAUCUGCCCAGCUAUGUGACGCACGUGCGCGAACCGAAUACAAUGUUCGGCUUCAGCAUCGCAUUGCAUAAGGGCGCUAGCGGAUAUGCACAAUCGAAUUCUUUAAUUGUUGGCGCUCCUAAAUUCGAUACCUCCUCAUACCAACAGGGUGUGGUAGAGGCGGGUGCCGUCUUCAAGUGUGGCAUGAGUGACGGUGAUUGCAAUUUGGUGAAAUUUGACUCCUCAGGAAAUCAUCGCAACACUUACGGCGACGUUAUCGAACGUAAAUCCUAUCAGUGGCUUGGCGCCACAGUCUCCACGAGUCGUGACAACGAUCUGAUUGUGGCCUGUGCUCCACGCUAUGUCUUCCAUACAAUGACACCGAAUAAGUCACUGCGUUAUGACCCAGUCGGUACGUGCUUUACAUCCAGGAAUUUGACGCAUUUCAAUGAAGUCUCACCCUGUCGCACAAAUAACUGGGGUUAUCAUCGACAAGGUUCUUGUCAGGCUGGCUUUAGUGCGGCAGCAAGCACUCAUGGUGAUCGUUUAUACAUUGGUGCACCCGGCAGUUGGUACUGGCAAGGACAAGCCUACUCAAUAUCACCAGAUGCAACCUUCCCAUAUAAGCCGCCAUAUUAUCAGCCCUUCGGCACCGGAGGUCAAACUUAUUCGUACGACGUAACACGCCCCGAAAAUCAAGUCUACUCAACCGCCGAGAGUAGCUCACAAGAUGACGACUCCUACUUGGGCUACUCCAUGAUCACCGGCGAUUUCGAUGGUGAUCGUGUUGAGGAUAUUGCGAUCGGUAUGCCACGCGGCGCCGGUUUACUCGGCAAAAUCGUAGUGAAUCAUUGGAAUAUGUCGAAUAUAUUCAAUUUCACUGGCCACCAGAUUGGUGAAUACUUCGGUUAUGCGCUGGCGACAUGCGAUGUGGAUGGUAAUGGUUUGGACGAUUUGAUCAUCGGUGCGCCAAUGUAUAGCGAACCGGGAAAUGUGGAGGGCAAAUACGACGUGGGACGCGUGUACAUCUUGUUGCAGAAGGCGAGCGGUGAACGUUGGCCAGUCGAGCAUAUACGCGAUGGCUACAAUACGAAGGGACGUUUCGGCUUGGCGCUCACCACACUCGGUGAUAUCAAUCGUGAUGGUUAUGGUGACUUCGCUGUUGGUGCGCCAUAUGAUGGACCAGAAGGACGCGGUAUUGUCUACAUCUUUCAUGGUUCACCAAAUGGUCCGCUAUUGAAACCAUCGCAGAUUAUCAAAGCGGAAGAUAUUGUUGAGGGUGCACCCUAUCCACACACUUUCGGGUUUUCACUCUCCGGUGGCCUGGACAUGGAUGGCAAUACUUAUCCCGAUUUGGCGGUGGGCGCAUACGCUUCCGAUCAAGUGUUUAUUUUCAAGUCACGUCCUGUGGCGGCGGUCAAUGCGAUGACCUCAUUUGUCAACCAAACGAAAUUGAUCAGUUUGGACGAUCGCAAAUGUCAGACGGUCCGUGAUGGUAAACGUGUGCCUUGUACGGAAAUUAUGACUUGCUGGAGUUAUACCGGCGAAUAUUUGCCACGCAAUUUGGAUUUUGAUGUUUCAUGGGUGUUGGAUGCCAAGAAACCCAAGAAGCCGCGUAUGUUCUUCUUGCUCGAUGAAGGCAAAAAUAUACGUAAUGCCUCGAUUAGUUUGCAAUACGGUCGUACAUAUUGUCGCAAUGAGACCGUCUAUCUAGUGGAUAAUGUACAGGAUAAGUUGACCCCGUUGGAAGUUGAGAUGCGCUAUGACUUGCGUAGCAGACGUCCGUUGGCGCCCGUAAUCAGACGUAAACGUGAUGUGCUCGAACCGGUGAUCGAUCAGAAUCGUGAGAUCAUUUUGCGUGAUGCAAUCAAUAUACAAAAGAAUUGCGGUUUGGAUAAUAUCUGCGUGCCCGAUCUACAGCUGGAUAUUGCAACCGUCGACAAAUAUCUACAUGGCUCUCACAAACCACUCAUUGUUGAGGUGACAGUCACGAAUCGUAACGAAGACGCUUUCGAAUCUGCCUUUUACAUGGUCAUGCCUAAGGAUUUGGACUUUAUCAAGAUUGAAAAUUUGGUCGAGAAGGGUGAUACGCCCAUUACUUGCUCGGCUCCUUCGCAAACGAACAACUAUACGCUGAAGUGCGAUCUUGGCAAUCCAUUGCAGGGACAGAAAUUUGCGAAAUUCAAUGUGAUCAUGUUGCCCUCGCAGACUUUCGGUAUGUCGCCCAGCUAUCACUUCUACAUGGAAGCCAAUUCGACGAAUGCCGAAAUCGAUGGCAAUCAACGCGACAAUGUUGUUAUUAAAAAUGUCGAUAUUUGGGUCGAAACCGAUUUGGAUAUUGAAGGCGCCUCACUGCCCGAUUUCCAACUUUACAAAGCCUCCGAUUAUUUGGCUAUUGAAAAUGCGACCAAAGAGGAGGAUUUGGGUCCACAGGUUGUGCAUCUCUAUAAUAUACGCAAUAAUGGUCCAUCAUUCAUCGAGGAAGCUGUCAUACUUAUACAUUAUCCCAAUGAAACUGUGGGCGGUGAUCUCUUGAUGUAUAUGCUGAAUCAACCGGAAACGCACGGCAAUAUCGUGUGUGACCCGCAUCUGGGUGUCAAUCCACUACGCUUGAAAUUGGACAAUAACUUGAAGCAGAAAUCAUAUCUGCGUGAUCGUGGCGUCAUAUUCUCCACAGAGACUAGUAGCAGUAGCGCCUCCAGCUCAGCCUCAGGUUCUGGCUCAACAAUUUAUAGUGGUGUCGAGAAGGCGGAAGGUGGCAGCGCUGCUGGCACAGCGGUAACUAUUGGACGCGGUACCAAGGAAUUGACCGAGGAGGAGAGAAGACGUCUAGAGAAGGAAGAUGAACAAGAGGGAGCUGGCGACGCAUCGGCUACACAUAUACAACGCGCUAACGAAGCCGCCGUCUCGAGCUCUCAGUCGAGUUAUGGUGGCGGUGCUGGCACCGGAGGUGGUAGCUCCUACCAAUGGUCUACAUCGUCGUCGUCUUCAUCAUCUGGUGGCAGCGGUGCUGGUGGUCAGGGUCCCACUGUUAUUGUGCGUACAAAGAAUACAACAACAAGUUACGAUUCCAGCGGACGUCCAUAUGUGGUGGAGAGCAGCACCGAAUACUCAACGAAUCUCGAACGUGCUGGUCAAUACUAUGCGCAACCGCUGAACCAACAACAGCAACAUCAACAACAACAUCAACAGCAGCAACAUUCAGCAAAUUAUCAACAAGCGGGCCGUUUUGGUGCUGAUAAUGUCCAUGGCAAUUUCGGGGGCGCGCAGAGCACACGUGGUCACAUACAAAUGGCUGGACCCGGUGGUAUUGGUCAACCAGAGCAACCGAUGUACGCCAACUAUGAGGGCUCUUCGGGUGGCGCUUAUCGACCAAAUCAGCUGAGACAGCAACAACAACAGCAACAGCACCAACAAAAAUCAUAUCAACCAUAUGAUGCACGUCGCGGUUCAGUCUCCUCAUCGGCCACUUACAAUACCAACAACAACAAUUACAAUAACUUCGGUGGCGCUUUGAGCGGUGGCAACUUUGAUAAAGUCCACACAAACGGUCAGGGCUUCCAAGCUGGUGUUUUGGAUUUAGGCACAAUGCAUCGCGAUAAUGUCGAUAACGAGCUGCGUCAACAGGAUGGACAAUUCGGCGAUAACGGUGGCAACUCCUAUGGCUACCAGCAAACCUAUACACGUCGUGUACGUUCGCCGUCAGGCAAUAAACCCUACUAUGGCAUGGAGAAUGAAGACUAUUACGAUGAGGAAGCUAUCAAUCAGCAAUCAGCUGGACAACACCAAGCGAUUGCGAGAAAUGCGCAAGCAACGCAGGGUGGACAACACAGCGCCUCCUAUCAGCAGUCGCAGUCGUCGAGCUCAUCCUCCUCCUCGAGCAGUGGUAGUCAUAAGGCAUCUUCUUCUUCGUCCUCUUCUUCAUCCUCAUCAUCGUCGUCAUCAUCUUCAUCAGCAGCGCAUUCAUCAUUAGCAUCGAACGCGCAACUAGGUGCAGCCGCGGAGGCGGACGAAUUGAUCGAAGUCAAUUGGGUAUCACCCUGCAAAGCGGCUACAUGUCAGACCUUACGCUGUGUGGCAAAGAAUCUAGCUAAGGAUGAGGGCGUUUGGGUGGCCAUACGCAUGCGCACAGUGGCGAAGACAAUGGAGAAAUUAGCGGGUAACAGACCGUUGAAUCUCUCCACUAUGGCCGCGGCGAAUGUGACGCGUUUGCCAUACAUUGGCGAACCGAAGGUGCCGAUCAUAAAGACGCACGAAAUCUUCUACAAAGCCGAACCAGAACCCAUACAAGUACCGGAUGUGGUGCCGCUGUGGGUGGUGGUGUUGGCGGCAUGUGCCGGUGCACUCAUACUCUUGUUGUUGGUCUAUUUGCUUUAUAAGUGCGGCUUCUUCAAUCGCAAUCGUCCACGUGAUCACUCUAUGGAGCGUCAGCCACUGCGUAAUGGUUAUCAUGGUGAUGAGCAUCUGUGAGCGCUAACGCGUCCAUAAUCUGGGCCGGAUCCGGAUCCCCACCAAAUCUCCACAACUAAACCUGCAUAUUACUUUUUGACUUUUAGGCAAAAUUUCAAGGCGAUUUUG
Messenger RNA from Zeugodacus cucurbitae (melon fly), 5139 nucleotides. RefSeq names its product integrin alpha-PS2 (gene if). Gene Ontology annotation, biological process: cell-matrix adhesion; cell-cell adhesion; integrin-mediated signaling pathway. The transcript is spliced from 14 exons. Gene Ontology annotation, cellular component: integrin complex; external side of plasma membrane. The coding region runs from base 379 to 5031 and encodes 1550 amino acids. Gene Ontology annotation, molecular function: integrin binding. Lineage: Eukaryota; Metazoa; Arthropoda; Insecta; Diptera; Tephritidae. The record is from RefSeq and is a predicted model, not a curated record.